UUGCACAUACUGCACACCUAGGUUGCAUACUUUCUUAACUACAAGCCUGCUUUUUGUAUUCUUCUCUGAAUAAUAAAUUUCUGUUAUGGCUUCCAUCGUGUCUUCCCUGGGCAAUGAGAAGGAGGCAAAGCUGCAAAGGUUUUUCUCCACUCCUGUUCGUUUUCAUCUUCUGUACAAGAGCAGUCAUCAUGGAGCCCAAAUCAGUCAGCUCCUCUCCAGUUUCGACAAAAGCGGCAAUUUUUUGCUCAUUGUGUUCCCGCAGUCGGGAUCAGUCAGAGGAGCUUAUGUAAGUAAAUCCCUGAAACAUGGAACAGACUUCUCUGAUGCAGAAGCUUUUGUGUUUGAAUUGACUGAGCACGAUGCCACACGGUUUCCAGUGAUAAACCCAGCCAAAGCAGUCACGGUCACCAACCAACAAAAUCCAGUUCAACCUGCUGGGUUUGGAGCUGUAAGGGUCUCUUCUCAGAUUGUAGCCUCUAUCUUUUUUGGAAGCUGCUUAAAACUAAAAUCAGGUAAUGGCUGCUGGAAUGUGAGCUUCUGCACAGAUGAGACCUAUGGAACAACAUGGCCACAGGAGAACAACAUUUGCUGUGUAAAUGUGGAGCUGCACCGUGUCCAAGAUGUGGUUGGUGUUUUACCUACCCCGUGGAGAGAAGUGUCUUGGACAGAUGUGGCAAGAGAAGACCUAAGGCAGGAAUUUGUCUCCUUUAAGCUGCCAUCAAAGUUUCCAGUGUCACAGGUUAAGGCUUUGCUCUUGGGCCCAGUGGGUUCUGGGAAAUCCUGCUUCAUUAACUCCAUCAGAUCCACCAUGUACAAGCGAAUUGUUCAUCUGCCCAACGUCGGCACUGCAGUAAAUGGGUUCACUAAGAAGCUGACAAUCUAUGAUAUCCAUGGAGAGAAAGGAGGUUCCCCGACUGUUCUGAGUCUCUGUGAUGUGCUGGCAUUAGGAGACGACGAGGUCGCUGGUCUCUGUUUCUCUGAUGCGCUGGCUGUUAUAAAGGGCCAUGUUCAAAAAGGAUAUAAGUUCCAGCCUGAUUCUCCAAUCACAGAUGCAAUAAGCGGAUACAAAGCAAACCCUUCACUAAAUGAGCAGGCUCACUGUGCCCUCUUUACACUCGAUGCCUUCAAGUUGACAUCAUACCCCAGCAGCCUGAAAUCCACACUUAGGAAGUUAAACACCACCCUAUCAGACCUGGGUAUCCCUCAGGUGAUUUUGCUCACUCAUGUUGACCAGGUGUGCCCGGCAGUACAAGAUGACUUGAAGCAUAUCUACUCCAGCCAAACUGUGAAAGAUAAGAUGCAGAAAGCAGCUGAGUUGGUGGGUUUGCCAUUGUCCUACGUGCUGCCAGUAAAAAAUUACGUUUCUGAGCUGACUGUGGACUGCAAAACUGACAUCCUGCUUUUGACUGUGGUUACAAGCAUCCUACGGGCUGUAGACGAUACACUUGAAGAUCAGUAUCCCUGUACAGUUAAACAUGAAGACUAGGCUUGUACAAUCUGAAGGGGACAAAAGGGUUUAUUAAGGCAUACAUGUUAAUAAAAUACAAUAAACAGAUAAUAACGGGCAAAAAAACAAAAGCUAUACCAAUAUUUUAUUAUUAUUAUUUUUUAGCAAAUGAUGUACUGAAAACAUACUGUGUGAUGUGCUUUAAAGUGUUUUACUUUAUCUGUACACUAGAGGGCAGUAUUUUUUAGUAUGUCCAGUGUGUAUAGUAAAUCAGUAAGAAGAUUCCAGCUUAUGCAAAGAUGCUCUGGAUUUAAUAACUCCCUCACUUUUACUCAAUCAUUCUCUAUGGGACUUGUAUCCUGUACAGGGACAUGGGAGGCUCUGAGCGGUAUAUUGACAUGGGAGGUAAAUUGAGGGUGGAGGAGCUGUGGCUGUUUUUACAUGGAGCUAUAACACUGCAAUGCUAGACUCAGUCAGGCAAGUGGAAAUGUAUACAUACAGUAAAUUUAAUAUAUGUAAUACUGAUUUAACAUUUUUCCUAUUCUUUGGUGUUUAAUGUUGACAAAAUAAACAUUUUAUCAAA
This is a messenger RNA of Clarias gariepinus (North African catfish), 2030 nucleotides long. Its product is annotated as interferon-induced protein 44-like. Bases 86 to 1486 code for a protein of 466 amino acids. The transcript is spliced from 7 exons. The record is from RefSeq and is a predicted model, not a curated record. NCBI's taxonomy places the organism in Eukaryota, Metazoa, Chordata, Actinopteri, Siluriformes, Clariidae.